AUGGCACAACCCCCCCCAGGGGGGUUUAACAACAAAUGGAGGCCAUCUGGCUCUGGCACUACUUCCCAAAAGAGGAAGGAAGCCAGGGAAGCCAAGCAAUGGUCCUUCCUGGAAGGGGACAACCCUUCUGGGAAGAAGUGCUUGGAAAAGCACCUGGCUAGCUUGGAAGCAGCCAGAAAAAAGUGCCUGGACAAGCUCCAGCAUGCUGAGGAGGACGAAGCCUUGGAAAAGGCUGAGCAGGCACACAAGAAGGCCAUGAAAAAACAGAAGAAGGCCAAGCAGUCCUUGGAAAAGGAGUCCUUGGAAAAGGAUGUGGACAUGGAAGAGGUCAAGGUGGAGGCUGAGCCCUUGGAAAAGGGCAAGCCUGGGAAGCAUGGUCCCAGGAAGGCCUCCCUGGUCUCUGCUGACACCUUGGAAAAGGAAAGGCAGCUCAAGGCAAAGUUGCAUGCUUCCUUGGAAAAGGAAAGGCAGUACACGGCAAAGCUGCAAGAAGCCUUGGAAAAGGCCAAAUCUGCUGCUGGUACUGGGGCCAGCAGCAGCAGCAAGCCAGCUGGCCCCAUGCAGAGCAUGCCCCUGUAUGACAAGCUGUCCACCAGCAUGGCCAUCUUCAACCAGCUGGGGGAAGAUGGCAAAGUCGACUGGGCAUGCCACUUGGGCUGCACAGUGAUCUUUGAUGAUCAGCCUGAGAUCAUCAAAGAGGCCAAGCAGUGGGGGCUGGAUGCUUAUGGCAUUGCACACCCCAAGGCCAAGCACAAGGGCCAGUUUUGGGCCACCUUUGCUGAGGCUGUGCUGGACUACUUGGACAAGCUGGCCCAGUACCAGUAG
Molecule: messenger RNA, 825 nt
Organism: Cladocopium goreaui
Lineage: Eukaryota; Dinophyceae; Suessiales; Symbiodiniaceae
Source: the annotation of a GenBank genome assembly